GUUAGCAGCUCUGGCUGAUGGAGGCUGCUGUCUCUUUAACAAACUCAGUUCAACGUCCAACAAAGUCAACAAAGUGUCCAACAUGGAGCUGCAGCAGCUGAAGUCUCUGAAGGAUCUGAGGGAUCUGGCUGUGGACUCGGUGUCUCAGAAUAAGAGAUCCGCUCUCCUGAUCGGAGCCGGCGUCGCUGUUCUGGGAUUAUUUGGUCUCGGAUAUAAAUACCUGCGAAAGCCAGAAAAAGUGUUCCGUGUAGGCGUCGUGUCGCAGCUCCUCGUUCACCCUCUGAAGUCUGGCAAAGCUGUUUCUGUGGCUCUGGCGGAAUGCCACCACAUCGGGCUGAAGUUUGGAGAACUGCAGGAUCGACACUGGCUGGUGGUCAAGGAGGACGGCGGCAUGGUGACGGGCCGACAGCAGCCUCGUCUGGUGUUGGUGUCUCUGACCUGCGAGGAAGGUCACGUUUGUCUGAACGGCCCGAACAUGGAGGAGCUGCGAUUCCCCGUCAAACAGUCCGACAACGCCGUCAUCGACUGCAGAGUGUUUGGAGCUGACAUCCAGGGACGGGACUGCGGUGAUGAAUCGUCCCGCUGGCUCACUCGUUAUCUGGGGGAGGAGACGACCUUUCGCCUGGUGCACUUUGAACCCCAGAUGAAGGCCCGGAGGUCGGUGGAGAUGGAGCCUCUCUUCUCACAAUAUGAGCAGGUGGCUUACCCAGAUGUCGGACCUGUGAUGCUGCUGUCCGAGUCCUCGGUCAAGGAUCUCAGCAGCAAGUUAGAGAAGGACGUCACGGUGGAGCGUUUCCGCCCAAACAUCGUCGUAAGUGACUGUGAGGCCUUCGAUGAGGAUUCGUGGGAAGAGGUCCAGAUUGGCAGCGUGAGACUGCAGCGUGUAAUGUCAUGUGGACGAUGUGUUUUCACCACCGUUGACCCUGAGACGGGUAUAAUCACCAGAAAAGAGCCUCUGGACACACUGAAGAGCUAUCGUCUGUGCAAUCCGUCCGAGAAGCACAUCUACAAAUCGGAUCCGUUGUUCGGACAGCUGCACACCGUGAAGAAGACGGGCAUCCUGCAGGUCGGCGACGUGGUGUACAAGAUCAGCCGUUGAUGGAGCGAGUCAGAGAGGGGAAAAACAUACCAACAAACUAUUAGCACUAUCACUGUAUAAUCACUGAGCUGGUCCACACGACAGGAAACACUUAAAUAACUGUUUUUUAAAUCUGUGAUUCACAGAGAGACUGAUCCACUGAGAUAUCAAAAUACAACAAUAAUCAACAUGUUUUUUAUAGUGGAAUUUAUUGUCGUUCGAUUUGGCUCCGUCUUCGUCAGAUGGGCUGUUUGUAACACUAACGGUGCCGGAAUUAAACUGCACAUAAAGUUCACUGGUGCUGUAAUUAAAUCAAAUUAAAAUACACGCUGCUAUGAAAGAGAGGAA
Molecule: messenger RNA, 1426 nt
Organism: Sebastes umbrosus (honeycomb rockfish)
Lineage: Eukaryota; Metazoa; Chordata; Actinopteri; Perciformes; Sebastidae
Gene: marc1
Product: mitochondrial amidoxime reducing component 1
Exons: 8
Coding region: 83-1099 (338 amino acids)
Biological process (GO): nitrate metabolic process
Cellular component (GO): mitochondrial inner membrane
Molecular function (GO): pyridoxal phosphate binding; nitrate reductase activity; molybdenum ion binding
Source: RefSeq, a predicted model, not a curated record